Scleropages formosus (Asian bonytongue) is the source of this 933-nucleotide messenger RNA. It is a transcript of the gene lnp1, whose product is annotated as leukemia NUP98 fusion partner 1. The transcript has 4 exons. NCBI's taxonomy places the organism in Eukaryota, Metazoa, Chordata, Actinopteri, Osteoglossiformes, Osteoglossidae. The record is from RefSeq and is a predicted model, not a curated record. The coding region runs from base 1 to 591 and encodes 196 amino acids.
AUGGACAAUGAUGAGGAUGAUGAUGGAAACUUUGCCAAGUGGAUGAGCAGUUACUGGGGUCACAGUGCCAGCGAGGAGCCGGGGAAGGAGAGGAAGCAUAGCUUCCGGAGGCAGAGCCGGCCUCAGCGGGACAGGCGGGCCUCUCUGCCCUGUUCGGCCCAGCUUGACACUCUGCAGCUGAACUAUCUCCACAGUGCCACUAUGGCACCCACUCCAGUACCUCUGAAGCUCAGGGAUGACACAGAGUCGAGAGCGAAUCCACGGGACCGCCGGGUCUCUUCCGUUGAGGCUUCGAAGCAUCCGCAAACAGAAAACCACACGAUACCGACCAUCCCUGAGCUCUCUGAGACCUUUGAGAAGAAGCUGCGCUUUCGAAGCAGAAAUAGCGAUGCUGACAAUGUGUGUCUCAUCUGCCACAAUGAAAUGCGAAAUGAUGGUGGUGCGGUCCGAGAGCUACACUGUUCGCAUCGCUUCCACAGAGAGUGCAUUGAGCGAUGGCUGUGGAAGGAACAGUUAUGUCCCACCUGCAGCGUCCACGUAGCCAUGCCCGAGCCCCUGUACUGGUCCUCCACGCACCUCAAAGUACCCUGAUCAGAGGGUACCCUCAGCUUUCAGACUAGGACCUGAUUUCCUUCCACCUACCACGGCUGGACACCCACCAGAGACCCAUACUGGCAGUCAAAGGCUUCUUCCUUCUUUACACCAGAGCUUCGGAACACCUCUCCAGGCUCAUAAUAUGUGACGACGUCCUAAGUCCUCUGUGCACAUUAGAUUACAGCAUCUGAACAAAACUUCAGAACCAUGACCCGCAUGCAUAUUAUGUAAGGAGAUCAUGCCAAAUGCAAAUCCAAGUAACAGCACAAUUUUUACAACUUUCUUUAUUCAGCCAAUAUAGUGAGAUCUCACAACAGCAGGUAGUGAAAGCUCAUUUUU